GGUGUCCCAGGUGACACAGGUGACAGAGGUGCCCCAGGUGACACAGGUGCCCCAGGUGACAGAGGUCUCAGAGGUCACACAGGUGCCCCAGGUGUCCCAGGUGACACAGGUGACAGAGGUGCCGGUGACACAGGUGACAGAGGUCUCAGAGGUCACACAGGUGCCCCAGGUGUCCCAG
This is a messenger RNA of Ficedula albicollis (Collared flycatcher), 178 nucleotides long. Its product is annotated as cuticle collagen 2C-like. The annotation marks the transcript as partial. The transcript has 3 exons. Lineage: Eukaryota; Metazoa; Chordata; Aves; Passeriformes; Muscicapidae. The record is from RefSeq and is a predicted model, not a curated record.